UUCAAGUCAAAAACACUGAGCAGGAGGAGGAGGAGAAAGAAACUACAACAGAAGUGAGCGUGAAGCGCAGUGAGUGUGUGCUGCCACUCGGCAAAGCAGCGUGCGUCUGACUUGAGCCGCGUCCUUCUCACAGCUCACUGAGUCAAACUCUGAGAUUGUUCUCAGCGACAAGUUUGAAACUUUUAUUUCUUAGCCGAUUGAUUUCUUGUUACAAUGUAAUUAAUAUUCCGGCGUGAGACCAUGGAUGAAAAGCUUUAAAAAAAAAAAAAAAAAAAACCGUUGGUCAGGUUUGUUACUGUGCGUGUGUAGGAACUCGGUGUAAUGAGGCGAGUCGGUUCCCCGCCGCUUGACUCGGUGUCGGAUCUGUGGCUCGUCUCUCCGCGCUUUGCGUUUUGACUGCGCGUUUUCGCCUCGUUUUGGGAUGUCUCCGGGGUCAGUCGGAGUCAUCCUGUUCGUCUGGGCUUCAGUGCUCAGUGCGGGUUUGUGCUCCGAGCUGAAAGUGCGGGUUCGACUCGCUGAUGGUCGGAUCACUGAGGAGCUGCUGGAGGCGGACAGUGAGAGAGACUCCAUCACACUGGAGUACAGGCAGGCUGACGGCACUCUCAUCACUUUCGUGGCAGACUUUAAACAGGAUGUGAAGAUCUUCCGAGCCUUGAUUCUUGGAGAGCUGGAAAGAGGGCAGAGCCAGUACCAGGCACUGUGCUUCAUCACACGCCUCAGCCACAAUGAGAUCAUCUCCAGCGAGUCCAUGGCCAGACUCCGGCAGAAAAACCCCCACACUAUAAGGACAGCGGAGGAGAAGAGGCCGCCAGAGACGUACAGCAUGAACAUAGCAGUUAACCUAACCCUGGCAUGGCAGCUCAGCGCCCUCGUCUACAACACGUGCAGCGUGGCGCGCGACGCCGUGUACACGCGUGAGGCUGACAUGCGCCACUGGCUGGCCACAGGUAUGGAGGGUUCCAUGUUCGAGACCCUGCCGCAGGCUUCGGAGGCUCCCGGGCUUCAGAGCUGCCGCUUAGUGAAGGAUCUCUGGCAGCCCUGUUCCUGUAGCUACAGCGUAAGGCUCGAGUGGUACCCGUGCCUGCUCAAGUACUGUCGGAACAAGGACUCUUUGGGCCACAGCGCCCCCUACAAGUGCGGCAUCAAGAGCUGCAGCAAAGGCUACGACUUUACAUACUACACGCCUCAUAAACAGCUCUGUUUGUGGGAGGAGGAGACUUAGCGUUAGCGAUGCAUGCUCAGUUUCACUCGGCAUCGCUUUUUUUUUUUCUUAUUUGAGAGGGAUGACUUUUUGUUCGAGCCCUGAGCCAUAUGAUUUUGACUCUCUAUUCGUGAGAGAAGGUGUGACAUGAUCUCACACAGAGUCAAGCACCUGGGCCUCAAGAUAAGAUGAGGAACAGCUUCAUCUGCAUGAAGGCCUUCUGGGUUUCCGUGCGGCAGGCCACAGCGAUGACAUCUUUUUUGUGUGUGUGUGUGUUAAAUCUUUUCACUAUGAUUAGUGGAGGUGGAACGAGUCUACAGAACUUGCAGAUUCACUUCCUGUAGACCAAGCAACUGUGAAUCAGUCGAUAGUCUAACAAGCUAUAAUCUGGUAAUUACCUAAAUCAUGUUCAGUCCGGUUUUUAUGCUUUUUUUUUUUUUCUUCUGGUCACCAUGUGUUCUAAUUUAUUGUUCGUUGUGGGAAAUUAUCGUAAAAGAUUUAUGCACAUGUUCAGAAAGAAAUGUUUGUCACGGAUUUUAUUUUAAUUUUUUUAGGAUUUUGUUGCCCUGAGGUAUCACAGUAUGAGUGUUAAUGAGGAAUGGAAUGCGAUCAUCUUUGAACACUGUCUCACUAUUAGCUUGUAACCAAUCAUUCCACUGUGUUAAAGUUCUGCUUAUUUAAAGGGAAGAUCCACCCUGAACAACUUACCAGAUCAUUUGUAUAAUCUUCCAAGGUGUUUCUGAUGAAUUUCUUUAUGCCUAAGUAAGGAGAGCGAUGCAGCAGCACUUUAAAUUUUUUAGUAUGCCUCACAUCUUCCUACAUUUCAGGUUUGGAGGCUUCAAAUGUAAUUCUAACAUCAUCGCUCUCUCCACUGUGCUGAUCAUCUCAUAGAUUGUUAACUAGCUAAGCCAAGUCUUUACUAUAGCUUGGUAUAAGUGUCAUAUACAGUAUAUCUGUGUAACUUUUAAGUUCAGCAUUUGCUGUCUCCGCAUUGCUAGGUUUUUAGUAAUUUGUUAGGGAAAAGGCGUAACAGCAAAACAUGAACAUCUGAUGUCCAUUUAUGUCCACGAUGAGUCAAAAAUGAUCUGCACACCAGUUGUGUUAAAACUUCUGUUGGCCACAUAGUUCAGGGCUACUGUCCCCCAGUCACAGCUGUGCAGAUGUGAAACUGUUACAUUGGUUCAUUGGUAACUGCGGUGCGAGCAAAAAUUUAUGUCCCACGUGUGAUUUCUGUAAAAGUACAGCGGAUGCAGUGAUUAUUUUUUGUGGUCUCGGGGUGUACCUGUUGCCGACAACUCACAGAAGAGCAGAAAGAAAAGCAUUUGGAUAUCUCCAAACAAAAUGUGAACUCUAAGGAAGGUUUCUUAAAGAGAAUCAUUACUGGUGACGUGACAUGGAUUUAUCACUAUGAGUCUGAGCGGAAACGACAAACGGACACACGACAUCGGACGAACGACAUGGGACGGAAACAUUCUCAGUUGCUAAGAAAAUAACUAAGAAAAAGUUAAAAAGUCAACCAUCAGCUGUAAAAUUGAUGCCUACAGUUUUCUGGGAUUCUCAAGGGCCAGUAUUGGAACAUUAUCAGGAAAAAGGUUCACAGUUAACAGCGCUCGUUACAGUGAGAUGCUUGUUAAAGAGAUAAAGCUUAAACUUUGGAUUAAUCGCAGAGGACUGCUAUCCAAGGAGUGAUCUUGGAUGACAAUGUGCGUCCGCAUACUUCUGCCUACACUGUCGACACUCUGUUCUGAGGUGUUAAAAGUAUCCCCCCCUAUAGUCCUGAUCUCACUCUAUUAGAUUUUUAUCGGUUUGAUCUCCUCAAAGCAGCCCUAUGAGGGUGAAGAUUCACUUUUGAUGAAAAGGUGAAGACAGUGGUGCAUUCGGACUAAAAAAAAUUUAAUGAGGGAACAUUAAAAACAAUAUUUUUCAACAAUUAAAUUUUUUUUCCUUUGGCUUACCCUACGUACAACACUAAACCCAUAUUAGAUAUUAUGUAUGUUCUAGAUCAAUUAUAGUAUUUCUGAAAUAUAAACCUAUUUCAGGGUGGAGCUUUCCUUUAACAACCAAAUCACUGUUUCAUGUCUCUGGGCCUCUAUGAUCAGGUUGUUGGGACCACACAUCAUUAGUAUUUUUUUGUUUGUUGUUUUUUUUUUUACACACAUUUGAAUAGAUAGAGAAUUUUGCCCUGUUACUAUGCAUUUCACAGCCAUGUUAUUGCAAGCAAGCACAAAAAAAAAAAAGAAAGAAAAAAGGUAAACAUGCAUUUCAUGUUUAUGGGAGGAAAAAUAUCCAGGAUUACAGUGACAUUUUACAUUCAACACUGCCAUCUUCUGGUCACAGGCUAUACCAUCUGCUACAUCUUCAACAGGACAUGAGUUCAUCCCCAAAUUACCAGAAGUGUUCUUGAACUAAAAGAAUCAAGCUUGCACAUGUUUGAGAUUUACCGAGCAGGACCAAAAAGUGCUUUUGCCAUAAGAAGGAAUUCUUACUUUCAUUGCAACUUACCUUGUCCAUAGUGAUGUGUUUAUUGUUUACGCUACUAAAACAACUGCUAUAAUAAUCUAUUGGAAAAAAGUAAGGCAGUGAUAAGUGUUCAAUGCCAAAUUGUACCUGCCCAGACUGAAUUUUGGGCUCUUAAAGUGCCUUGAUGUAUCAGUGUUUACUGAUUAUUUUACAGGUAGAAGUUAUAGAAUUGUGUAAAAAAAAUAUUUUUCUACAAAAAUGUUAAAUGACUAUGAAGUUAUAAUUUGAAAUAAAAUCUAUGGUCCAGAAAGCC
Clarias gariepinus (North African catfish) is the source of this 3974-nucleotide messenger RNA. RefSeq names its product OAF homolog a (Drosophila) (gene oafa). The record is from RefSeq and is a predicted model, not a curated record. The transcript has 4 exons. Bases 422 to 1222 code for a protein of 266 amino acids. NCBI's taxonomy places the organism in Eukaryota, Metazoa, Chordata, Actinopteri, Siluriformes, Clariidae.